Molecule: messenger RNA, 529 nt
Organism: Aspergillus glaucus CBS 516.65
Lineage: Eukaryota; Fungi; Ascomycota; Eurotiomycetes; Eurotiales; Aspergillaceae
Exons: 3
Coding region: 108-401 (97 amino acids)
Source: RefSeq, a predicted model, not a curated record
CAAAUUGAAAGGUGUGGAUUCAUCAAGUGCGAGUUCUAUGUCUGGAGAAAAAGCAGUCUAUGUAAAGAACAUGUAAGGCUGAGAGAAACUUUGGGAGACAAUCAUUGAUGGCAGCUAACAUUAUAAGUAGAUUGUGUUCCUUGAACCGCCCACCUUGCCAUCCCGCGAUCCGCAUUUACCGUAAAGAGCUGUCUGGUCCGGAUCCAUCCAGCCAAAUAGACCCGAAGAAAUUCAUAGAGUUCGAUCUCUUCCAAAGGCUUGUGCUUUGUUUAAACCAAGAAUUAUACAAACCCUUGCUAUGCUCAGGACAAUAUAAUACAGCCUCCUGCCCUCGUGAGAGAAGCAAAAACAAAAACAUACAACAGCCGGGAUUUGCUGGUGGUCACCCACUCAACUACUAACCGGCCGGCGUGUGGCUUGUGUGCGAAUCUGUUUUCAACUUGCACUGUAUUCAAAUGAUAAGAGUAGCUGGGAUUUCAGAUGGAACUAGCGCUUACUGAAAGUAAGUUAAUCCGGACCCCCCUGGUGC